Messenger RNA from Coturnix japonica (Japanese quail), 2333 nucleotides. The record is from RefSeq and is a predicted model, not a curated record. Lineage: Eukaryota; Metazoa; Chordata; Aves; Galliformes; Phasianidae.
ACGACAGAGGGGGGUGGCAGAAAGGGGAACAGCAGGGCUCACCAGGCUGCCAGGGUGACAAGGAUGGGGACAGGGCAAUGCCCAGCCAUGGGGGUCAUGGCACUGAUCCUAAUCCUCUGCUCAGGCCUUAGUGGAGCAUCGAGGGUCGUCUACUCCGAAGUGAUGGUGCCAAGGCAGCUGGAGCAGAGGCACAGGGCUGGCACGCAGGACAACGUGGCCUAUUUGAUCACAGCAGAGGGAAGGUACCACGUCGUCCAUCUGACUCGGGUGAAGAAUCUGGUAGCCAAGGAUCUCCCUGUUUACACAUACGGAGCUGGGGGGGAGCUGGUCACUGAGUUCCCCUAUAUCCAGGACAACUGCUUCUACGAUGGCUUUGUGGAAGGGUCCCCAGGCUCCGUGGUGGCCCUCAGUACCUGCUAUGGGAUCAGAGGGAUCCUGCAGAUCGGGGAGCUGCGUUACCAGGUGGAGCCGCUGCUCAACUCCUCCAUGUUCCAGCACCUCAUCUACCGCACGGCACCAGAUGAAGGACGGGUCCCCCCCUGCCAACUGCCCACAGAACAGCCAGCGCGGAUAGGAUGGAGAAACACACCAAUGGCAGCAGACAGCCUCGGGGUAGAGGAGCUGCCCCACCUUGAUAACCUGCCCUUGUCCGUCAGAUACCUGGAGUUAGCCCUGAUCACCAACAAGGAGCUGUUCAAAGCCAAUGGAAAUAACAAGACCCAGAUGCUGAACCUCUUCCUUUCCAUCAGCAACAUCCUGAACACGGUCUACAAGCAGAUGAAGCUGCAGGUCGUGCUCAGCGCCGUGGAGAUGUGGACCACCGAGGACCAGGUUGUGGCCACGCAAAGCCUGGCGCAGACAUUGCGCUCCUUCAGCAGCUGGUGCCAGCAGGACGCCGCGGGGCGCCUCCCUUACGACCACGUGGAGCUGCUGCUUGGUGAGCACUACGAGGAGAGGGGCUUCACCUGGAAGGGAGCAAUGUGCCAGCCCAACUCCAUUGGCGUCGUCUCGGUAAGGGGAGACCUCACAGAUCAUAAUAUCUCCCCCAAAAGCCAUAUUCCUAUACAGCACUUUACAGCUCACAGAAUGAUCAAUUGUGGGAUCGUUGUGGUUGGAAAAGACCUCGAAUGCGACUGCGGCAACAACAAGGCAUGCCUGAAGGCAGGAUGCUGCCUCUCCAACUGCAUGCUGGCCCCAGAAGCUUCGUGCUACAGAGGAGAAUGCUGCCGCAAGUGCCAGUUUCGACGAGCAGGAAAAUUGUGCAGGGCGCCUCAGAGCAGGUGUGAUCUGCCGGAGUAUUGCAAUGGUAAAUCGGCCAGAUGCCCUGCGGAUGUGUUUAAGCAAGAUGGGACUCCAUGCAGCAACAACGACCGCAGCUACGAAGGGCAGUGCCACAGCCACGAGGCGCAGUGCAAGGCUUUGUUUGGCAAAGCCGCCCGUCGCGCCCCAUUGAGCUGCUUCAGGGAUGUGAACAUCCGAGGGGAUCGCUGCGGGAACUGCGGCUGGGACGGCACCCACUACACCAAGUGCCUGGAGAGGAACAUCCUGUGUGGGAGAGUUCAAUGCGUUAACAUCAAAAGGGUCCCAGCCCGGCGAGACGGAGAGACCGUGGUGCAGACCUUCCUGGGCAACCAGCUCUGCUGGGGACUCGAGUUCCACCUGCCCUUCGACACGCCGGACGAUGGAUCGGUGAAGGACGGCACGUCGUGUGGCACAGACAAGAUCUGCAUCAACAGGACGUGUGUCAGCGCAGCUCUCCUCAGCAGCAACUGCACGGCGCAGCAGUGCCACGGCAGAGGGGUCUGCAACAACAAGAACAACUGUCACUGUGACUACGGAUGGGCCCCUCCGGAUUGCAAGGCAGUAGGGUUUGGGGGCAGCGUGGACAGCGGGCCGCCUCCUUACCACUAUGUGCAAUGCUUGCCCUGCCUGCCCUCUCUCUGGCUGUUCCCAGGGCACCCAGAGGAGCUGCAGAUGGAUUCCAUUAAGCACCGUGGCCCAGCAGCCAGCAGGCAGCUCAUUAAGGCAGUUGUGCCUGUUGAGCUCAUCACAACCCUCUUAGGAGAGAAUCUUCCUCUCCUCUUUAAUAGACAUCUCCAGCAGAGCUCCAACCCAGGGAGGACAGCGCGUAAAUAAAUGCUUUCCGGGCACGUCCCCCUGAGAGCUGCUCUCCUGCCUUCCCAUCUAUUACUCCUAACGACCUGAUGAUGAUGAACAAAACCACACAACCACUCAGCAGGGCUGUACAACCCCCAGCUCCUGAUCACCGAUGGCUUUAAGCUCUUCCCAUCCCUUUCUCUCAGCCCAUCGGUCCUGAUGAUGAUGAUGAUGAA